Molecule: messenger RNA, 1992 nt
Organism: Drosophila miranda
Lineage: Eukaryota; Metazoa; Arthropoda; Insecta; Diptera; Drosophilidae
Exons: 3
Coding region: 82-543 (153 amino acids)
Source: RefSeq, a predicted model, not a curated record
GCAGCUACAAACCUCACCGUACAUCACCGUGUUCAAAGCCUGAACACAACCAGGAAGGCGGCGGCCUCCCUCUGCCCUAAUAUGCCUCGUGAUGGCGCAGGCGCUGAAACUGUCAGCUUUGUUACCAUGGCUCCGGCACCAACGGAGGAGCAGAAGCUGCUGUAUUCCAAUGUUGGCUCCUCGCCGGGCAGCCAGCUCAGCUUAGAACAGCAGCCAACUGGUGGCGACGACUUUGGGAUGAAUAAGAUUACCCUGACCUCAAUGGACCCCGAGGAGGUUAUGAUUAAUCUGAACGAUCCACAGAAAUCGAUAGCCAGCGUGGACGAAAUUAAGCAAGCGUCCAGUCCAGGCACCAUGCUUCUCUUGUUUGUCGUUUUCAUCACCUUCUUUGUGGGCGGAUGCGUGGGCAUUGUGUGUGUGAAAGCGAAGAACCGCCUGGAUGGUCAAAUGGACGACAGCCACCACAAUCACUUUGGCAAGCCUAUACAAUUUAAAACCCAGAAUACCGGCAAGGACAUCAAUCUGCUGAUGGGCUCCUCCUGACACCCUAUGUCACCACACAGAAAACGCCGAAUUUGGAUAUUGAAAAGGAUCGCAGUCAUGAGUGCAAAACCUCCACAGAACAUUUGGAAAAGGAGCUGCCCUGCAAGACGUCCACGCUGACGAAAGUGAAACGCACUUACAUUUAAUGUGGAAGCAGCAGCAGUAGCAGAUCCCUCUGCAAAAUUAGUCGAAUUUCUCUAUAUAUUCUAUAACAUAUUUUCGUAGUUUAUGUUGCUCUGUUAGUUGUACGAGUAGUAACCCCCCCACCACAUCCCUCGAACGGAACAGACAACAGCUUCGGUGAUGCGUUUGAAACGCGUCUCAAGAGUACGGCGCAGAAGCUGUUGCACCAUUUUUUAUAUGUUAGCGUCACUAAUAUAAUUUAAUUGUAUGUAUUAAUUGUUUAAGUUAAGGUUAUUUGGCAAAAUUUAGUUAAAUUUAUUGACAACAAAUUUCGCGGGCUGCCCAAGCGAGGGCCCAAGCAAUCCGCAUUCCCUUCACGCCGACUUUUUCUGUCCAAGCUGGAAUGCUUGCGCCUCGGGCUUAACGAGUAGCAGCCCCGACAUGUCGGGCCCCUUAUGUGUAUUCUAUAUGUAUAUUCUGUAAGUGCAAAUAUUAGAGCUGUAAAAAUCUACACACAUACAUAUCAUAGUACCCAAUCAGCAUGUGGCCGAGAGAGACCCCCAGAGAAUCCCAACCCGCAGCUCGAAUAAUUUCUCGAAAUUCAAACGAAUAUUCUGCAAGUAUUUUGUUAGACUGAAUUUUUUUUUUUCUGUAUAAUUGUGUGUUUUUGUGGAGAACUAACAUGCCAGUGCGAUUCCGGUUGCGAACGGUAUAGACCGGAAAGGUCUAUGCUUUGUGGCUAACAAAAGCGUAAAAAUUGUAUCUAACAUAAGCUCAAUAAGGAAUUUAAAAUUUAAAUGUAUUUUUUAUAGUAAGAACUAGUCUAAGCUACGAACAAAACUUCUAUGAGGCUGUUUGAUAUGAACUGAGUGCUCAGCAUUUUAAUAUUUUUAGUAUGUCUACGUUUUAAGCUGUUGUCCGUCCAACUGCAGAUUUUACAUAAAACAUGUACAAUGGCAAUUAUAUUUUAUAAAGUGUAAAAUCCAAUUUUCGUAUAACUAAUAUAUAUAUUUUUAUAUGCAUGUGUACGCCUAGUGUCUAAAGAAUCUAAGCAUAAGCAUAAGCAUAAUCCAUAAACGGAAAACAUGAAAAAAGCUUCACAUAAAAUAUUUUUAAAACCUGAAAAAAAGGAACAUAAUCGUAAAGGAAAAAUUCUCAUAUUGUGAUAGAUUUUAUUGAAAUUUUAUAAUGAUGAAAUGCGAUGCCUUCUUGGUCGACAAACGAUGAUAGAGUCUGAUUGCAUGCAUGAUAAUAUACAUACCUGUAGGCCAGGAUCUUCUGAUUGGAGGAUCGGAUCAGAUCACAAGAUGGAAGCAAUUACACGAU